Aaosphaeria arxii CBS 175.79 is the source of this 2511-nucleotide messenger RNA. Its product is annotated as glycoside hydrolase family 67 protein. Gene Ontology annotation, cellular component: extracellular region. The transcript has 2 exons. Lineage: Eukaryota; Fungi; Ascomycota; Dothideomycetes; Pleosporales. Gene Ontology annotation, biological process: xylan catabolic process. The record is from RefSeq and is a predicted model, not a curated record. The coding region runs from base 1 to 2511 and encodes 836 amino acids. Gene Ontology annotation, molecular function: alpha-glucuronidase activity.
AUGAUCAGUUUUGUUACCAUUGUCUGGCUUCUCUUAGGAAUUGUCGCAGCCGAGGAUGGCUACCGGGCAUGGUUAAGGUAUGCGCCAGUCGCAUCAUCUGGGAAUUAUUCAUCACUACCAUCCUCAAUUGUUCUCUUGAAUGCCACAAGAAAUGGACCCGUAAGUACUGCCGGCCGAGAACUUCAACAAGGCAUCAGAGGUAUCUUGGGAAAACGAGUCGACAUCAACGAAACAGCAACGGGUUCUCCUGCCAUCAUAGUCGGCACGGCUGAAGCAUAUAAAUUGGUAUACGGUGAUUUUGAGGAAGAGGGAGAGCUUGAAGAGGAUGGAUACUAUCUGAGCACAGAGGGUCGCGAUAUUGUAAUCGUCGGGCAGAAUCAACGUGGUGCUCUGUACGGUGCAUUCGACUUCCUCCGACGUAUUGGGCAAGGCAACUUUGCUCCAACUUCUCAUGUGUCUAAUCCGCAUGCCCCUAUCCGCUGGUCAAAUGAAUGGGACAACUUAGAUGGAACCAUCGAGCGCGGCUAUGCUGGGACUUCAUUGUUCUUCCAAGACGGGCACAGGGCCACAAAUUUAUUUCGUCUUACCGACUAUGCUCGCCUGCUCGCUUCAGUCGGUAUCAAUGGUAUCGUCAUCAACAACGUAAACGCGAAUGCUAGUUUACUAAGCCCGGAAAAUAUCCAAGGCUUGGGCAGCAUUGCCAACACCUUCAGACCAUACGGCGUUAGACUUGGUAUUUCUCUCAACUUUGCGUCGCCACAAAUAAUAGGUGGCUUGAAUACUUUUGAUCCGCUUGACCCAAAAGUCAUCUCUUGGUGGUCAAACAUCACAGAUGCUCUAUAUGCAAGCGUUCCUGACCUAGCUGGAUACCUUGUGAAGGCCAAUAGUGAAGGUCAACCCGGUCCCCUGACAUACAAUCGCACACUCGCGGAUGGCGCCAAUCUGUUUGCCAAAGCUGUUAAACCCCAUGGUGGAAUUGUCAUGUUUCGAGCCUUUGUGUACGAUCACCACAUUAGUCCAGAUAAUUGGAAGAACGACCGAGCCAACGCCGCGGUUGACUUCUUCAAGCCACUCGAUGGGAAGUUUGAUGACAAUGUGGUUGUUCAGAUCAAGUAUGGCCCCAUCGAUUUUCAGGUGCGCGAACCGCCGUCGCCACUGUUCUCCACUUUGCGAAAAACGAAUGUCGCAAUCGAGCUUCAAAUCACUCAGGAAUAUCUCGGUCACCAAGAUCAUCUGGUUUACCUUGGUCCAUUGUGGAAAGAGAUUUUAGAGUACGACCUCCGCGCAGAUGACCGCCCAUCUAAAGUCAAGGACAUUGUUUCGAGCGAGAGAUUCGGACGCCCACUUGGAGGUUUUGCUGGCGUUGUAAACGUUGGCUCCGAGAACAACUGGCUAGGUAGUCACCUCGCCAUGUCUAAUCUCUAUGCAUACGGCAUGUUGGCCUGGAAUCCUAGCCUAGAACCUCAAGACAUACUCCAAGAUUGGAUUCGACUCACUUUUAGCUCCGACCCCAAAGUUAUCGACGUGAUAACAGAGAUGUCAAUGAAAUCGUGGCCUGUAUACGAGAACUACACAGGUAAUCUCGGUAUACAAACCUUGACCGAUAUUUUGUACACUCAUUACGGACCAAAUCCAGCAAGUCAGGAUAACAAUGGCUGGGGACAAUGGACGCGUGCAAACAAGCACACCAUUGGCAUGGAUCGCACAGUCAAGAAUGGAACGGGGAAUGCUGGGCAAUAUCCCCCACAAAUCGCUAGCCAGUUCGAGAACAUCGAAACAACGCCUGAUAACUUGCUCCUUUGGUUUCAUCAUGUGCCGUACACCCAAGUUCUCAAAUCUGGAAAGACUGUCAUACAACAUUUCUAUGACGCGCAUUACGAGGGUGCUGCUGUCGCCCAGACCUUUGUCAAGCUUUGGGAGUCAUUGAAAGGAAAAGUCGACAAGGAGCGAUACGAAGAAGUUCUUUUCAAGCAGGUCUAUCAAGCGGGCCACGCACUCGUGUGGAGGGACUCGAUCAACCAGUUCUACUACAAUCUUUCUGAGAUCCCGGAUCAGGCCAAGAGGGUUGGCAACCAUUCUUAUCGGAUCGAAGCUGAGAAAAUGAUCUUGAAUGGCUACAAGACGUAUGGAGUAAACCCCUUCCACACCGCAUCAGGCUACAACGCGAUCGUGACAACAUCGAACACUACCACCGGUACGGCAACGGCAAACAUUACCUUUGCGUCCGGUACCUACGAUCUUGCAGUGAAUUACUACGAUCUUUACGGAGGGAAGGCAGACUAUGAGGUCUCCAUCAAUAACCGCACCGUUGGAAAGUGGGCUGGCGAUCUAGAAGACAAGUUGGGGCACGCGCCCUCCAUCUAUCUGGAUGGUCAUACUGCUACGAGAAUCACUUUCAAAGGUGUAAACGUCACUAGAGGUGAUACAUUGAGGAUCUUGGGUAAACCUAAUGGCAUUGAGCCUGCACCACUUGACUACGUUUCCUUCCUGCCUCCGGGCAUAGUUGAUUAG